Molecule: messenger RNA, 660 nt
Organism: Mytilinidion resinicola
Lineage: Eukaryota; Fungi; Ascomycota; Dothideomycetes; Mytilinidiales; Mytilinidiaceae
Exons: 1
Coding region: 9-347 (112 amino acids)
Source: RefSeq, a predicted model, not a curated record
AGCUGCAAAUGCAUAAGCCGGAAAGAAGCGAUCAGUCACAGAUGGACGAGGAGCAAUACAAAGCUGAAACCUCCCACACCGUCGAGCAGCCUCAGAUGGACGAGGAGUCACUGUCGGACGUGGAGCUUCUUUCAGACGAGGAGCCUUUCGUAGACGAGGCUUCUAUAUCAGACGAGCAGCUACUGUCAGACGAGGAUUCACUGCCAGAAAACAUCUCACUCCCAGACGACGACCCACUGCCCAACGACGACCCACUGUCGCACGAGCAGUCACCGCCAUACGAGCAGCCACUGCCAUACAAGGAGCUUCGCGCAGUCUAUACCAUCGCACUAAGCUUAGUAGGAUGAGCUGGCAAUAGCGAUUCUUUCUGUCCUACUGCGGACUCGGCGUUAAAGCUUCGUCGGGGCUUUCUUAUCCAACGGCCUGACAUAGAAUCAACUUUUCGUGAGCGUCCUUUUUCCAAUGUAGGACUCCCAUCCGAGUCUGAGAUGUAUUCUCCACGCCUCCAGCCGUUCAUAUUCGGCACCUUCAGUCGGCCAUCUUGACUGGUCAGACCACUGCUCUUCAAACCCUUUACACCCUGUUCACCACCAUAGCUUCAUUCCACAUUUCCUUUUAAGCUUCCAAUACACUCCAUUACCCUCAUCCCAAUUAAUCUCC